UCCAGCCGCCAGGAUCUUCAGCUCCCUCCUGGGCGAGACCUCGGACCGUCACUGCCAGCAGCCGCUUCUCCGCCCGCCACCGCCUCCUUGAGCCCCCCUCCAGAAAAGUGGAGGUCCCAGCAGCCGGGGAAGCCACGUCUCCCGCGGGCCGGCUCAGGGAGACGGGGGCCAGAGUCUCCGGGUCCUGCGGCGCCAAUCCGGCCCCUGGCCCGCUGGCCCCGGAACCGCCGAGGUCGCCGCGCCCCAGCCGCCAAGACGCCGCGUAUCUUGUACCGCGGGAAAAGCGGGUCCUCGUCCAAGAUGGGCCGGCAGGGCUUGGGGGGAGCCGGCGCCGCAGGACGCUCCAUGCAGCGCUCCCAGAGCCGGAGCAGCCUCUCUGCUUCUUUCGAGGCACUGGCCGGCUACUUUCCCUGCAUGAACUCUCUGGAGGAGGAAGAAGGAGAAGCAGGAGGUAAAAAACUACGGAGCACUGUCCAGAGAAGUACAGAAACAGGCCUAGCAGUGGAGAUGAGGAACUGGAUGACUCGGCAGGCAAGCCGAGAGUCUACAGAUGGCAGCAUGAACAGCUAUAGCUCAGAAGGAAAUCUGAUUUUCCCUGGUGUUCGCUUAGCCUCUGAUAGCCAAUUCAGCGAUUUUCUGGAUGGCCUUGGCCCUGCUCAGCUAGUGGGACGCCAGACUCUGGCUACACCUGCCAUGGGUGACAUUCAGGUAGGAAUGAUGGACAAAAAGGGACAGUUGGAGGUGGAAAUCAUCCGGGCCCGUGGCCUUGUUGUAAAACCAGGUUCCAAGACACUGCCAGCACCAUAUGUAAAGGUGUAUCUUCUAGACAAUGGAGUCUGCAUAGCCAAAAAGAAAACAAAAGUGGCAAGAAAAACGCUGGAACCCCUUUACCAGCAGCUAUUAUCUUUUGAAGAGAGUCCCCAAGGAAAGGUUUUACAGAUCAUUGUCUGGGGAGAUUAUGGCCGCAUGGAUCACAAAUCCUUUAUGGGAGUGGCCCAGAUACUUUUAGAUGAACUAGAGCUAUCCAAUAUGGUGAUCGGAUGGUUCAAACUUUUCCCCCCUUCCUCCCUAGUAGAUCCAACCUUGGCCCCUCUGACAAGAAGAGCUUCCCAGUCAUCUCUGGAAAGUUCAACCGGACCUUCUUACUCCCGUUCAUAGCAGCUGUAAAACUGUUGUCACAGCAACCAGCGUUACAAAAAAAAAAAAAAAAUCACAGGUCGCAAACCCUGGUAACACUGCAUGCUUAAUGUUGUGUCUUCUGAGCCUGUUUCUAGGGAUACAAAGCGAUCCUGUGUUCUCAGAGGAAGUUGCACACAUUGUGCCCUAAAGAAAGCCCUCAGGUGAAAGAGCAGAGACAUGAAGAACUAUCAGGUUUGGAGUUCAGUGACACUCGAGUUUCGGUCCAAUCUGAAGCCAUGGAUUAAUCUCAAAGAACCAGUCAGUUUCAUGCAACAAAAGCCCUUUUCAAUGGCACCUUUAUAUUUUUAUCGUUCCUUUUUCUUCAUUUAUCUGACCCCAGAGCCCUGUUAUGCCACAGGAAUGGAGCUGUACAGCCAUUAAGCCAUGUUACAGGUCAAGGAGUGAAGUCCUAGGAAGCAUCAGGUAAAAAGCAGGAGACCAAAGAAGUGGUCGGGAACAAAGCGUCAGCCUUCCUCUGGCCAGGGAUCCGAAGCGGCCAGUCCGGCGGGAAGAGUGGCAGAUUUCCGUAGCUCCACAGGCGUGACAUUUACUAAUGCCAAGAUGUGUUGAACUCUGGAAAACAAUUCUGUGGCUACACUGUACUGAAUGAAAUUAAAGAAACUUUUUUUGCAUGGACACAGAUUAGCUGAAUACUUAAAUUAUUUUCUUGGGGCUGCACCUUGCAAAAAAUAAAAAUAAAAAUCAGCCAUUUUCAACAAUUUAUAUUAUUUUUAAAAAUAAAUUUCACUAGUGCAUGGUUUUAAAAAGGGGAGAGAAUGCAACAGGGUGAUACAAAGACACACCAUGUUUAUUCUUUAAACCAAUCAUAGUCUGUGUUUUGGCAGACAUUACAAAUGAAAAUACUUUCUAGAAGAUACUUAAAAUUCUCUUUAUGUGACAAAUACGUAUGAUAUAUUCAAUUUAUUUCCAUGUUAAAUAUACAAAUCUUAUGAAGUUCAAUAUGUGCAAAUUUUUCACAUCUUUCUUCCUCUUCUCUCACUUUUCCUCCUCUCCCUCUUUUAAUCUUCUAUUUUCUUCCUCCCUACCAGAGUGAACCUUAUACUAAAAAAUUAUAAGUUUUUGAUCUGAUCCUCUCUCAUACCCUGUGGUUGAUUCAGAGCUGUAAGAUGCUUCUGAAUUUCUCAAGGGAAAAAACUGUCUAAGAGCUUUCUUUAUUUCAAGCAUGUUGAAAAGGAUUUUGCAACAUGACUUGGGAGUACAUUAAAGUAAGUCAGCAUGUAUUUGACAAAGAAGAUAUUUGAACUUUUGCAAUUUACUGUACAGUGCAUGGUAAUUUUUUUCACCUUUAAAAUUCAGUUUACAGGAAAAUCCAAAAAUCAUGUGGCCAUUGUAAUGUCUAAUAAAUUUGUUUUUAGCACCAGCAUUAUUCAUACAGGGGUUAAAGUAUUAUUUGUAGAAGGUCUUAGGUUUUGUUUGUGUUUUAAUUAGUUAAAACAAUUUCUUUAGCCAAUUUCAUUUACUAUGUGAAUAGAAGCACUGCUAAAAAUUUGGAGCCCUGAAACACAGGGCUGUUUAUUAAUUCAUUUUUCUGUAGUAAAAUUGAAUUUUUCACAAAUUAUAUUUCUAAAGAAAUAUAGCAAACAUAAAUUUGCAACAAACAAUUUUAAAGCUCCAAUUUUUAGGUGACUCAAAGGAAGUCAUUAUGCCUAUUACUAGUUCUUUGAUGCCAUCACCAAAAGUCUACAUGAAAAUCCCCUAAAGUUGAAACCCCUGCCUUUGGUUUUAUGGACAGUUAUUACCAUUGGGUGGUGCUACAAGGUCAAAUAUUUCUUUUAAGUUCCCCUAUUUAGAGGAAAAGUCCCCAGUUAUUAUAAAAAACCACCCAUACUUCCUGGUUCUUUAUGUACACUUUGAUAACACAUUCUUAUAUAUUGAUUUUAAUGUUUUGCAAUAGCUUUUGAAACCCUCAUACAUCCUAUUUGUUUAAAUUAAGGCCAUGCACAAAGAUUGUUUUCUUUGUUUUUAUUUUUUCUAAAUUCAUUGCUGACUAUUAAAAACUAUCAUGCUUGAUACACUGCAAAAGUUAAAAUGAGUAUCACUAAAAAAGCCUUCUCUUUAUGUGGUGCAAUAUGAAAUACACCAAGACCGUGUCUUGACAUUCUGAGAUCUAUGAUGGACCCAGGUAAAGUUGUUAAAAGAAUGAAUAAAACUUUAUUGAAAUAAUUUAGACACCCGUGUACCAGCAACAAUUGAUUUCAUAGACCUACAGCAUACUAUCCCUUAGAAUAAACGUUUACGAUUUUCCUGAUACUAAGAUGCAGUCACAUAAUCUUUUGAGCAUAUUCCUAUACAAAUUAUUUCUAAUUUUAAUAAGAAGGACAUGACUGUAUGGAAUAUUUGUACAUACUUGUCAUUAUGCAGUAUUUAUUUAAAAGUUGGUGUUUCUUUUUUUUUAUUUUUCACAUGUCUGCACCUCGACUUGUGGUUUUGUCAUGUAAAUAGCACUAUGCCAGUGACCAUUGCUGCCCUGUACAUAGUAUGUUUUGAAAGUAAAGGGAAUUCCAGUUGGAAAAAAAAGGGCAGAUUAUUCCUGUAAUGAACACCAACUAAUGUAAAUCAAAUUCAUUCUGGUGAUGGUAUUUAACACUUUAAAUAAAACAUUUUCUUUACAG
Propithecus coquereli (Coquerel's sifaka) is the source of this 3812-nucleotide messenger RNA. Its product is annotated as regulating synaptic membrane exocytosis protein 2-like. The record is from RefSeq and is a predicted model, not a curated record. The transcript is spliced from 6 exons. Lineage: Eukaryota; Metazoa; Chordata; Mammalia; Primates; Indriidae. Gene Ontology annotation, cellular component: cytoskeleton of presynaptic active zone; presynaptic membrane. Gene Ontology annotation, molecular function: small GTPase binding; transmembrane transporter binding. Gene Ontology annotation, biological process: positive regulation of synaptic transmission; calcium ion-regulated exocytosis of neurotransmitter; regulation of membrane potential. Bases 301 to 1158 code for a protein of 285 amino acids.